Messenger RNA from Branchiostoma belcheri (Belcher's lancelet), 1142 nucleotides. Its product is annotated as exosome complex component RRP41-like. Gene Ontology annotation, cellular component: cytoplasmic exosome (RNase complex); nucleolus; nuclear exosome (RNase complex). The transcript has 4 exons. Bases 35 to 775 code for a protein of 246 amino acids. Gene Ontology annotation, biological process: poly(A)-dependent snoRNA 3'-end processing; U4 snRNA 3'-end processing; nuclear mRNA surveillance. The record is from RefSeq and is a predicted model, not a curated record. Lineage: Eukaryota; Metazoa; Chordata; Leptocardii; Amphioxiformes; Branchiostomatidae.
ACCCCCCCCAUUGUUGUUCAAAUCUUCCAACAAAAUGGCUGGUCUCGAGAUCAUUUCUGACCAAGGCUACCGCAUCGAUGGGCGCCGUUCCUCGGAGCUUAGGAAGGUCUGUGCCCGUAUGGGCGUGUUCACACAGGCCGACGGAUCGGCGUACAUCGAGCAGGGAAACACCAAGGCUCUGGCCACCGUGUACGGGCCACACGAGAUGAGGAAGGGAAGAGGCAAGAUCCAACAUGACAGAGCUGUUGUCAACUGUCAGUUCAGCAUGGCCACCUUCAGCACAGGAGAGCGGAAAUCCCGGCCAAAGGGGGACCGACGAUCACAGGAGAUGUCCAUGCACCUGCGCCAAACGUUUGAAGCUGUCAUUGUCACUGAACUGUUUCCCAGGUCUCAGAUAGACAUAUAUGUACAGAUCCUACAAGCAGAUGGAGGUAACUACUGUGCUUGUGUGAAUGCAGCGACUCUAGCAGUGAUUGAUGCAGGUAUCCCCAUGAAGGACUAUGUUUGUGCCUGUACAGCAGGCUUCAUCCAGGACUCCCCACUGUUAGACAUUAGUUAUGUGGAGGAGUCAGCAGGAGCUCCUUUCCUCACUGUGGCCAUGAUGCCCAAAUCCGAACAGAUUGUCCUGCUGGAGAUGAACUCAAGAUUACAUGCAGAUAACAUGGAGAAAGUGCUUGACCUGGCGACACAGGGCUGUAAGGAUGUGUUUGCUGUGCUGGACAGGCAUGUGAGGGACCAUGUCAGUGAAUCACAUGCACUCAUGACAGCCUCCUGAUGGGGGACUGCUGAAGACUGGAAGAACCAGAUUUAGUUAAAAGAACUAAUGUUACACAUUGCCAAGAGAUCUAUUUUCUAUUCUUCUUUAUUCCAUUAAUCUGAUACUACCCCAUUGGUUGUUGACCGUUGCUAGGGUCAUUUGUGUGGCAAACCAAGUGUAGCCAUUGUUAGUUAUAAUGAAAACUCCUUUCAUGGAGAUGUUUAAUGUUAUGAAUAUGUUAAUACUUUUUGUUUUACAUCCUUUACGUGACCUGGCCAAUUUAAGUGACAUUUGUGAAAAUAGAAUGGUAUUUAACAUUAAUCAUGUGCAAGAUGACAAAGGUGAAGAGUUAUAAAGUAGAAAAUAAAACAGUAUUAGUCAUGAA